Molecule: messenger RNA, 9699 nt
Organism: Mercenaria mercenaria
Lineage: Eukaryota; Metazoa; Mollusca; Bivalvia; Venerida; Veneridae
Exons: 8
Coding region: 248-3571 (1107 amino acids)
Biological process (GO): signal transduction
Molecular function (GO): GTPase activity; GTP binding; protein binding
Source: RefSeq, a predicted model, not a curated record
AAAUAAAUUGCAAAUUGUCAUAAAUCUUUAAACUUCAUUAACUGAAUAUAAUUCUGUUUAAGGAACUAUUACAGUUAUUCAGAUUAUUUAAUCAAGGAUAUAAGCAAUAGUAUGGUUCAAUAAUAGUAGCAGUAUUAUUAGUCUACAGAUACGAAUCUAGUAACAUAUAUUGGAGAUUGCAUGUGUCUACAGGUAUUAACCGAGAGCUAACUACUGGAUAGUUGAAGAAUUAGGAAUCACAGUCAAAAUGGAGUACAAUAUCCCCAAAAGGCUCUACAGAGCAAACAGUUUCAUUAAAAUUGUUGUCAUGGGACAAUGCCCUUCUGGUAAAACAGACUUGUGCAAAAGAUUUGUAAAAAGAGAGUCUACUAGUGCAACUAUUGGCUGGAAUUGCUAUACUAGUAGAUUUACACAAGGACAUGAAGAAUUCUUCGUGGAAAUUUGGGACACACCUGGCCACGAAAGCUAUAUGUUAUUCAACAAAAAGUAUAUAAAGAAAGCCAAAUUCAAUGGUAUUGUGUUUGUGUAUGACAUAACACAAGAACGUUCCUUUAGUCAAACACAGAAGUUGAUAGAAUGUAUUAAACCGGAGUUACAUGACUGUGAGAUAAUAAUCGUCGGGAAUAAGUGCGACUUGGAACACAGAAGAGAGGUGAGCAUACGCAGGGGCGCUAAUCUUGCUUGGGAACUUGAUGCUAAAUUCUUUGAAGUAAGCGCUAAAACCAGAAUUAACGUCCAUGAGGCAUUUAACUCAUUACUAAGAGAUGUAAUAGCAAGGAUGGACGGAAAGAAGGAGACAAUUCCCGAACAAAUAGCGCAAGAUCCUUAUGCAUCAUUUCUCUUUGAGAAAGCUUUGCAAGAUGGCAAAGAAAAGGAUAGGUCCAUUCGAGUAAACAUAGUCGGUAAUUUCAGACAAGGUAAAACAACAUUAACGAGAAGGUUGCUGGGACAAGAAGUCAAAGGAAUUAAAAGUACAGAUGGAAUAGCUGUGGAACAUUACAAAUGCGAAAGAGGAAAGAAUGGGAAAUUACGUUAUACCAAAGCUGACGACGUCCAUAAGUCAGAAUUUGUCAAACGCUUGGUCUCUGGUGCUGUAAGUGAAAAGAAUAAAACUAUUGAGCAACCAACACAGUCAUUGACAGAAUCAAACGUUUUACGACAGGAAAACAAACCAACGGUUCAAGAACAUUCAGCGAAUUAUGACGAUACCGGAAAUUUCCAAGACAAUUUAAUUACAGAACAAACUCAGUCAUUGACAGAAUCAAACGUUUUGCGGCAGGAAAACAGACCAACGGUUCAAGAACAUUCAGCGAAUUAUGAUGAUGCCGGAGAUUUCCAAGACAACUUAAUCACAAAACAAACUCAGUCAUUGACAGAAUCAAACGUUUUGCGGCCGGAAAACAAACCAAUGGUUCAGGAACAUUCAGCGAAUUAUGAUGAUGCCGGAGAUUUCCAAGACAACUUAAUUACAGAAGUUAAAACAACAAGUAUGAAUAUUCAACAGGGAAAGCCACGUUCCAUUAACGCAGCCUCCCAGUACUGCAACUCACAGCAGUUCAGGCAUAGACGUGCAAAGGACGAACGAACGCAAACUUUUCCACCAAAAGGAAAAAAAACAGCAAAUGAAGCUUUCAAUAAAAUUUCGAUAUUGUCUACCGAGGAAAAAGAGGCAUUUGUAAAAAGUUUGAAGACAAAUCAGGCAUCUUUACAAUCAGAAGGACACAACGUAUUUGAUAUCUGGGAUUUUGGUGGGCAGCACAUUUUCUACGCAACUCAUGCAAUAUUUCAUAGCAAAAGAGCAAUAUAUCUGUUAGUAUUUGACUUGACUUUAGAUCUGAACCAAUGUAUUUCUGACGAACAAUAUCAAACUGAGUCAGAAAAUAGAAACAUGAAAUAUUUCAUGCAGUUCUGGUUGAGUUCUAUCCACUCGUUUGUUGGGUCCGCAGAUGGGACUUUGCCAAAAGUUAUCCUCGUUGGAACACACAAAGACAAACUGAAGGUAAAGAAACACGAGAAAGAAAGAUACAUCAAGGCGUAUUUUGAAAACAUAAGACAGAUGUUCGAUGGAACAAAUUUAUCUCACCAUAUUCAUUCUGACGACUUUGCGGUUGACAAUACUGAUGCUAAAGAUCCUUCACUGAAUUCAUUGAGGGAAGCCAUCAUAAGACUCGGUAAUGAACAAUCAGAAACAAAUGAAAUACCACUGAAGUGGAUUCAGCUGGAAAAGUCACUACUGGAAAGAAAACACCUUAAACUAAUUUCAAUAAAAUUUGUUUUGGCAAUCGACUCAGGGAAUGAAUUUCCUUUGGGUGAUAUAGAACAAGUAAAACUAUUCCUACGUUACCAUCAUGAAAAGGGCACUUUUGUUUAUUUUGAUGAGGAACCAAUAUCACAAUAUGUUGUACUUGAUCCCCAGUAUCUUAUCGAUGCUUUCAAGUGUAUAAUCACAAGCGAACGAUUCUGCACAAAUGACCCCGAAAUCCGCCCACUUUGGAAGAUGUUACUAUCAGAGGGAAGGCUUGAGAAACAGCUCAUUGACCUACAGUGGGGGAAACCGAAAUCUGUGAUCGAAAUGUUUAUGGAAAAUAAAGAAAUUCUGCUUUCAUUUCUUGUGAAACAUCAUAUCAUAUCAGAAGCUGCAACUUACGAUGAAAACACAAAACAGUCGACAGGAUUAGGAUGGUUUGUGGUCCCAAGUUUGUUGAGAGACAACUCAUCAAGAACAGAAAUUAGGGAAUUUCUUAAUGGGAAAAACUCCACAACACUGCGCUAUGUCUUAUUUUUCGAUAACUCGACGAUAGUGUCCACAAUAUACCAUCGCCUAGUAUCAGCCACACUAGGAAAAUGGCCAAUAGCGAAGGCUGGCAAGAAAACAUUGAUUUUCAAAGACAUGUGUAUUGUUCGAUUGAACUUUGACCACGCUGGAAUAGCAGAAAUGAAAUAUAACAGCAUCGAGAUGACGGUUUGUAGACUUUGUCCUACGUUAGAUGUUAACGAUGAACAAGCUGACAGUUUUCGACGAUUUUUAGAAUCUGUUAUAGUACACGAAUUUCAGAAAUUGCUUAGUACUGAGGCCACCAAAAACUAUCCAUACACCAUUAUGUUCCGAUGCAAUCAUGACAGUCACGGUGCAAAUGGAAGUGAACACCUAAUUUCCAUGGAUGAUAUGAGGAGUGGAAAAGUAGUUCCAUGUCCAGACUUGAUGACGCAUGAAAUCAACGUAGAAAUGGCAAACAAAGAGUGGUUUCAAGACAACAAAAAGAUAGCAGCCAUUCCAGACAAUCAGCUGACAGACAAAUUACUAAGCAGCAUUUCGCAGUGCUUUGGGGAACACUGGCAAUUGCUUGGUCUCGAACUUGGGUUGACGCAAGUUCAGAUAGAUCAUAUUAUCGAAGACCAUCCACGUAGUGCAGUCAUGAGAAUAUAUACUAUGCUUCAGAAGUGGUGUAGUAAAAAUGCAAGUAAAGCGUCGCUGAAGUGCCUGAUCGAGACAGUGUACCUAUGUCCGCACGUACAUGUUGAUUGGGACAAACUGAGAAAAGUCAUAGAUAAACUGAAUUCAGAUGUUUAGAGUGUUGAUUGGAACAUCAUGGAUAUUUGUAGUCGAUUGGUAAAUUACAAAGACAUAGAGAAACUGUUCUAUCAUAAAUAAACUUAUUUUCAGGCUGUGGAAUAUUUUUGUACUAUAAAGACAUGUUUCUCUUUCAAUAUAAUAAAGUAAUUCCUUUAAGAGCUGUUGUUCUGCACCUACGCUUGCAAGGAGUAAAGACUGCAUAUUUUCCUACUGAAUUCUGGAAAAGUAUAAUACAGUUACUGCAUGCAUAAUCAUUGACAAAUAAACAAACAUAGAACAUUGUCUUACACGUGAAUGAUACAUUGACGGCAGGAAACAGGAAGUACAUAAAUCUUAACCAUGGCUUUGUGUUCUCAGCAGUAAAGUGUUGACAAGAACAUGUACGUAGGUAAAUCUGAUUUGAAUCAAUGAUAGUCAAUGGGUUUUUAAUGCUUUUCUGUCAAAUUUAAACAUAGCAUAUAAGGAUAGAGUUGCUGUUGAUCACCUUGAUAAAGAUAUAAACUCUUCAGUCAAUCAUUUUGUCGGGAAAGGCAAUUGCACAAGUUUUUUUUUUCGUUAUCAAGGACAUUGUAUCAAUUGCAUAGAAGCAACCAUUGUGUAUUAUAACAAUUUAUGAUACGUCUUUGCAGUCAAGCAAUACGGUCAAGGACGUUAACAAUUCCGCACUCAUGUAUAAAUGGUAUUUCAUUCUUGCAACUUCUAUUCAAUACGAUAACGUGAAGCGUGGCCAUUGUUACCUUCGCGCGUGUAGCCUUUGCUAUAACUCACGUCAUACAAAAUGCAUAGCGCGCAUUUACAACCAUUUAAUGUUAUUACAUGUUGAAGUCGAUUACAAACUCAGUAACAUUUUAUCAAAAUAUCCCGACUUUUAUUGAAUCAAAGGUCUAUUUAUCAAAAUUGAUAUUGACUUUUAUUCCUCUCAAAAUAAGGCGCUUCUCAAAAGCUUUAAUUGAAACUUAGAUAAAAUAAAUGAACGUGUACAGGACAGAUUGCGGCUCAAGGGUUCCACGUUUGAUACCACCACGUAAACGUUUUAAAUCGCGCCAACGUCACUUGCGUUUGGGUUGUGCAACGUAAGAAUCAAUUUAACCUGUUUAUCUUUAACGGUCUAACGACUUAAACGGAUAUUCGAUAUUCUUUUCUGACGACUACAAUUAGUACAUGUAUUAAAAAAUAUUCUUUGAUCAAAUUUUCCAAAUGCAUAGAUGAAGAGUUUUAAAGUCCUUGAUUGUAAGUAAGACUAUUGAAUAUAGAAAAUAUAAAAAUGUUUUCAAUAUUGUUAUUGGAUGUAAACAUUAAUUUGAAGUAUACGUGUUACUACACUCUAUUAAUACAAUUAAAACUAUCGAAUAUAUAAAAUAUAAAAUGAAUACUCAGUAUAAGAAAUGCCCAUGUUUGAAAUUACCUGCGAAAAUUAAGACGAUAGUUAUCGACUCAAAAACCUCGCGAGGAUUGUUAAAUCUCGCGUGUAUGUAUGUUUUUGGACAAGGCGACAAUGCGUUAAUAAUUAUAGCAUUGUCGCGUGUUGGUGAGGCGAGAAUUAAAGAGGCACGAACAGGAUUCCGUACAUGUAGCAGCAGUAAUUUGUUUUUAAAAACGGUGCAAUUUUAGUGAAAGUACACAUUUACUCCUUGUUAAGCUAUACAUAUACUGGUGGUGUAUUAUCUUAAACAUAACACAUGGUGCUGUUUAUGUAUACAAACAAACUAACUUUAUGUUUACAUAGAUACUUUCAAAUAUGAACUUUUUGGCGCAGUAUAUCUUUAGAUUUCCAUAUGUUUUAAGUGCCGUAUACCUUCCCUUUUUAAUAACUAUUUACUUUAUCACUGUGUUAGAUAUUUUCAAAUAUGUGACCCUUGAUAAUAUUUCAGUUUUUGCAUUCCGCUAUCAUAAGUUCAAAAUGAUCCCCUAUAGCUAUCUUUGGUGUAACACUUUAUUUUUUCAAAAAUUGAAAAUAAAUAAAAUUUGUAUUUUAAUGAGACAGAAAACAAAGAACAUAUUAACAGGUUUUAUUGCAUAUAUGUAGAAAUCAUAACCAGAUUGGAUUGCGACCAGCAUGGAUCCUGCCCAGACUGCGUGAAUAAGGAUGCGCAGGCUGGUCUGGAUCCAUGCUGUUCAAAGCCUAUUGCAGUUAGAGAAACCAUUAGCGAACAGCAUGGAUCCUGGUCAGACUGCACGGAUGCGCAGGCUGGUCUGGAUCCAUGCUGGUCGCAAAACCACUAUGUUGGUUUUCUCAUGGCGCGGCUCAUUUCAAGAACAAUUUUUUAGUAUAUACAGACUAAGAAAAUCAUAGCAAAAAUCUGAAAUCAUUUCAUUGUAAGGCAGCGGUGUUCAAAUGUUUUGAAAAUAUUACUCAAAAGCUAUAGCUAUGCAACAACCAUCCGAGCAAGGAAAGUGUUCAAGUUUCAUAAAAAAAUCGUAUGAUACAAAACGAUAAAACUUGUCACAGUAACAGUUUCCGUUUUCACCGACUGGGCAUACUUCUAGAUGUACACGAAAGUAUCAUUCUAAAGACAACUAUUUGUGUAUAAUAUCAAAAUCAUAAAUUGAUAUACUUCAAGUUGUUUGUACGGGUAUAAUAUAAAAUAAAACUAAAUACAGUCCAUUUAACAUAUUUUUACCGCAUUACUAGCAUAGUUGAAGGAAGCUUUUCUAAGGUUGUAAGGAAAUAGUACUGUUAUUGAUUUCUUACUUCUUUUGUUAGAAAAUCACGAUCAUUCAAUAUUAAUACAAAAGACUGCAAUUGUUUAUUACGCAAAUAGUCGAAUUAUCAGAAAGUAGUCCGAAGGAAAUGUUUGGAAACGUUUUAUUUUGUAUAAAUUGAAAGGGAUAUAACUCUAUCUGAAUUGACAACGAAAUUCGGUUGCUGAUGAGCUCAGUGGAUUUUACAGGCAUUUUCAUAGACACACAGAGACAGAUAGACAGACAUUGAAAUGAUAUUUUCUCUGUUUAAAAUCUCGCAACAUCUGUAAACAUUUAUUGCAGUUUAGGAAAUACUUAUAGCAAAGAGUAAUAACUGUUUGGACUAAAUCGUUUAAACAACAGUACUGAAGGCGUAUUUAUUAUAAAACAUAUUGUUUUACCUCCUGUAAGUAUUUUUGUUGGUUAAAAGGUGGUCAAUGAUGACAACCCCCCCCCCCCCCCCCCCCCUCACCCCUCCUUCAUUUUUGUGAAGGGUCAGUAGAUUUUCGUGUCAUUCUAGGCUAUAGAAAAUUUGUGGAUAAAUAAGGUCAGUAUGAUAACAACUGUGACUCGGCUAACCCCUUCCCCUCCAUUUGUCAUACUGAUCCUAAUGUUUCCGUAGAGGAUCACUAACGAACACAAUAAUCAGUAUUAUUAAACAGCAUAUUACUUAUUGUAAAAUUAAAAAUUGAUGUUAUUAAUAUCAAUAUUUAUAUAUAUAUAUGUCUUUGGUAUUAUACUACGUGCUUCGUGUAAUGAUAUGUAAAAUGUCAGUAAAUGUAACCAUAAAUGUCAGUAAUUGUAAUGAUAUGUAAAAUGUCAGUAACUGUAAUGAUAUGUAAACUAUCAGUAAUAGUAUAGAGUAUAUAUAAUAGAUGUAAAACGUCAAGUUCUACAAUUAUAGACUUUUCCAACUAGACUCUCUUGUAUUUUGAAUAUCUUGUAAGUAAAUUAUCGAAUCAUUGUUGCAACAAAACAUCUGCUUAGUACAAAUACGUUAUACACAGGGUUUUUUUCUUUUUCUUUUAUUUUUUCAGAAAGAUGUAUAACUGUUCUUAGUUGCAUUUGAUUUUAUCAUCGUUUGUUAGAAUUUUAAUUUCACCACGAGUAUUUUACAAACGUGAAUUACUACUUUAACUACUUUCAAAUCAAUUUUCAAGAAUAUCUGUUCAGCAGAAUUCAUUUUGGUUUAAUUCUAAAAAUAUUAGGGUUCUAGUUGGAAAAGUCCACCACAAUGCCCAUGAAAAUUACCAUGACUUUUUAACAAAAUAGGAGAAUUUAAUAAUUUUCUGUAAUUAUACAUUGUGUGUUAAAAUAAUAUUCUAACACGACCAGCAAAUAACUUACAUACACAUAGAAGAAAAAAAUCCACGGUUAUUUAAGAAAUGAUAAGUUCCAAAACGUGGUUUAUCGUAGAAUAGCCCGAGUUUUGAGUAAGAAUAUAUCAGGAAGACCGUAGGCCUUCGUGAUAUAUUGUUUCGCAUAAGAACGAAAAACUCGGGCUAUUCUACGAUAAGUCACACUUGGGAGCUUAUAUUUUUCGAUUCUAACACGACAUACUAGUAUCAACAGUGUUAGAAACAAUGGUUACUACUUUUUACGACCGUGCUACGCCUCUGGAUCGGAUAACGUCAUUGCUCGCUAGUGGUUUAUUGCAGAAUAACCUGAGAUGGAUUUUGCACUACAUGUAUGUAGGUUAUUUGCUGGUCGUGUUAGAAUUUGCGAUAACCCAUGCGCGUGCAAAGGAUUGUUUUGGCUGUUCCGUACACCUCCGAACUCCCGCGUGCAAAUAUUUCAUGAAUGAAAGUCACGUGACGUUUGUAAUUAAUAGCGUAAAAAUCGUGGUAACACCAACAACAAUGUUCGGCUGCAAAAUGUCACAAACAACUAAUCUGUUACGUACGGGGACAAUCUGCGAGAUUCGCCGUGGUUUUGAGGACUUGAGAGUUAUUGAUGAAAGGUUUGGUGGCCAUGUUACAAAAUAUUUGCUGAAAUCCUUAAGCAAUGGGGAGAAUACAUGGAGGAAAUUUCAAUAGCCAAAUUCAUGUGCAUAUCACGAAAUGUCGUUCAUGUUGUAAAAAGUAGUUACCAUUUUGUCUAACACUGUUGUUUCAAUUAUGUCGUGUUAGAAUCGAAUUAACAAGUUCCCAAGUGUUUUUCGUUCUUAUGCGAAACAAUAUAUCACUCAGCCCUACGGCCUUCGUGAUAUAUUCUUACGGAUAAGAACUCAAAACACGGAUUAUUCUGCGAUAAACCACACUUGGGAACUUAUUAUGUCUUAAAUAAAUAUAUGCAUUCAAUGACUUUUAUUCCUGACAUUCAUGUAUUUAGCAUUAUGAUUCCAUUGUUGGUUUGCGUUUUCCUUAUUUUCUCUUUAAAUAUAAUAGGGUUAUUAUAAAAGUAGCUUGAUUUGGGAUGCUGUAUUCGGCUCAUUGACAAGUGAAUUUUGCCAGAUCGUUAACACGAGGCGCACAAAAGCCGAGUGUGAUCCGACCAGGCAAAGUCCACGAUAGCUGAAUACAAAAUCCCAGAUCUAUAUAGUACUGUUAUAUAAUAACCCUUUUAUACCUCCGCUUUUUGUUUGUCGUUUAUUAUCGGAUUUUUAACAGCUUAUCGAUGUUAAAAUAGAACUGAGUGUAGCUUUUGUGUGCGCUAUUUAUAGAACUGUGACAGAUCGAGAAUUUUAAAUGAAAGUAGUUCGGUAACAUGCAAAUACAGAGGGUACAAUACAGAGAUUUCUGCCUGUUUAUAUUUACUUGUAAAAACAAGCUGUAGUUUUGACAAAAUGUAUAUAGAUAUAAUUAUAAUAAAAGACAAUACCAGUCAUGUUAUAUCCCAUUUUAAAGAAUUCCGAUGUAGGGAAAAGGAAACCUUUUAAAUGUUCAAAAUAUAUUAGUCAGUUUACGGGGACCGGUAUCAAAGGGAUUACAUUCUAAUAUGAAAACAUCGUGCCCAUUUUCAAUAAAACAAGGCAACAUUGACACCAUAUCGACAUGUUACUUAUAGUUAUACAGUCACAGGCGCCGAGAAGAAAUGAUAUAAUACAGGUGCCGAGGAAGAGUGUUAUUUUACAGUCGCCGAAAAGAAGUGCUGUCAUACAGGUGCCGAGAAAGAGUGUUAUUAUACAGGCGCCCAGAAGAAGUGUUAUUAUACAGGCGCCGAGAAAGAGUGCUUUAAUGCAGGCGCUGAGAAAGAGUGUUAUUAUACAGGGGUCUAGAAGAAGUGCUAUUAUACAGGUGCCGAGAAAGUGUUAUUAUACAGGCGCCGAGAAAGAGGGCUGUAAUACAGAUGCAUCCACGCAGUCUGGUUAGGAUCCAUGCUGUUCGCUUUUAAAGCCUAUUGUAAUUAGAGAAACCGUUAGCGAACAGCAUGGAUCCUGACCAGACUGCGCGGAUGCGUAGGCUGGUCUGGAGCCAUGCUGGUCGCAAAUGCACUAUGUUGGU